Messenger RNA from Saccharomycopsis crataegensis, 1935 nucleotides. RefSeq names its product serine C-palmitoyltransferase LCB1 (gene LCB1). The transcript has a single exon. Lineage: Eukaryota; Fungi; Ascomycota; Saccharomycetes; Ascoideales; Saccharomycopsidaceae. The record is from RefSeq and is a predicted model, not a curated record. Gene Ontology annotation, cellular component: endoplasmic reticulum. Gene Ontology annotation, molecular function: serine C-palmitoyltransferase activity; pyridoxal phosphate binding. Gene Ontology annotation, biological process: sphingosine biosynthetic process; ceramide biosynthetic process. The coding region runs from base 1 to 1935 and encodes 644 amino acids.
AUGGACACCUCCAACGUAUCUUACGCUUCUUCGAUCGCUGCUGCCGUGGUGGAUCCUGAACGCGAACUCUCUGCUCGUAUAACCUCUCUCAUUGACCGCAUUAAAACCUUACCUGGUGGGGCGAUCCUCAUUCGGUACAUCCAAUCUUCAUACCAAGAUGACCCGAUCCGAACCGUGAUUGAGAUCUUCUUGAUGUUGUUUGCUGUCCGUUAUUUCUUUUCCAAAAAGACUUCUCCUGACUCCAAGGAAGCAGUGCCUUUAUCAGAAAAGGAAAUUGAUGAAUUGUGCAAGCAAUGGAAACCAAGACCUCUUGCGGAACCAGUCACUGAGGCCGAACUCUACAAGUUGAAGAAGAUCCCAGUAUUGGCUGGGGCCGUGGAUAAGAAGAUCACGAUUUCUGGUGAAAACUACUUGGACUACAACAGACAGUUUGCGCCUGAAAAAAGAUACGACGUCGAAGGGAUUGAGUGUCCUGAACCACCACUUGAAGAUGUUUUGAACUUGGCGAGCCUUGAUUUCUUGAACUUGUCUCAUGACCCGCGUCUUUUGGAAAUCGCCGCCAAUAUCAUCAAGAACCAUGGGGUCGGCGCCUGUGGGCCUCCGGGGUUCUUUGGGAACCAGGAUGUGCACAUCAGAUUGGAACAACGCUUGGCUGAAUGGUACGGUGUGGAUUCUGCAAUUGUUUACGGACAAGACUACUGUACCCCAAUUUCGAUUCUCCCAACAUUUUUGAAGCGUGGUGAUAUUGCGAUUGUCGACGCUGGCUGUAGUUUGGCCAUUCAAAAGGGGCUCCUAUUAUCUCGUUGUCAAGUGGUUUACUUCGAACAUAGAAACUACGAGCACUUGGCCAACACUCUUGAAGAACUCCAGGAAGAACUUCAAGAUAUUAAACCGCUCAACAGAAGAGUCAUUGUCAGUGAAGGGUUAUUUGCCAACACCGGUGAUUUCGCCGAUGUGCCAAAAUUGGUGGAAAUCAAAAAGAAGUACAAGUUCAGAUUAUUUUUGGAUGAGAGUUUGUCGGUAGGCUCAAUUGGACCUCAUGGACGUGGGGUUGCCGAUUAUUAUGGAGUGCCUGCGUCUGAUAUCGAUAUCUUGACCGGCUCGUUAGCUAACUCUCUUGCCUCUAGUGGUGGAUUCUGUGUUGGUGAAAAGCCUAUGAUAUUUUACCAAAGAAUUGCUUCAGCAGCCUACUGUUUUAGUGCCUCUUUGGCCCCAUACAGUGUCCGGGUGGCCAAUGAGGUGAUCGACAUGUUGGAACAAAACGAGGGUAAAAAAGAUUCACCUUUGGGUCUUUUAAACAAGAACUCUGCUUUGCUUCAUGGUAAAUUUUCUAAAAAUAGAAAGAUCUCGAAAUACCUUGAUGUGGUGAGUGAGUCUGGAUCACCAGUUGUCAUACUUGAGUUUAACAAGGCUAUCAAGAACAAACUCGGGUUCUACCAAUAUUAUUACAAUGAAAAUAACAAGACCGCUCAAGCCCAUGAAAAGGGAAUGAGACUGUUUGAACAAAGUGGUACUGCUGCUGCCGCUAAGCCAUCGAGCAAAAAAGUUUCUGAGUCGAAGAAGAGUUUCGAACGUGUUGAUUAUUAUUCAGAUGAGGCUGUCGCUAAAAUGAAAUCUGAAGCAUCCCAAAAGGCGAUUGCAGAAAGCAAAAAGAAAUCACAGGCGGAUAUUCACAACCUCGAAGAGUUUUUGAUUUCCAAGAUCGUCAACAAAUUGAUGUUGGAAGACAAAAUGUUAAUUGGCACUUCCCAAAGAUUGUUGAAAAUGGAAGUGUUCAGAGUUCGCCCAGUGUUCAAGAUUUGCUUGUCUUCUGACUUAUCAACCAAGGAAAUUGACUCGGUAGUGGAAAAGCUUGCCAACCAGGUUGCUGGGGUAGUUGACAAUAUAAAAUGUCUUGAAGAUGUUGAAAAAUUGAAUUCUGUCAAGCCAUUAUAG